AUGUUGUUUCCUCUCCCUGACGAGACUUUAAAGGCAUGGGAGCGAUUCCGAACUACACAUAGACGAGUGAGGGAGGAGGUGACGUAUAGUUUAACAACCGAGGAAGAAGAUACCUCUUCAAGAAAGAAAAUGCCAAUUAAUGAUCUAGAUCGGCUUCUAGACUUUCUCCAGGAUGAAGUGGAAGGAGAAGAAAGAAUUUUGCUAGCUAUCCAAAGUUUUGAUCAAUUUAAAAAAUCAAACUUUUCCAACAACUAUAGAGAGUCUAACGAGAAGAAGUUUCAAACCAGAGUAUCAUCAGCAACUGACCUUUUGUCAUCUAAUCUCAAUAAGAGGAAGUUCUGCAUUUUUUGUACUGAGGGACAUAAUUUAUGGAACUGUAAAAAAACUUCUAAACUGAUUUUGAAUGAAAAACAAAGUGCUGUAGAGAAGGCCUAUUGUUGUUUCUUGUGUUUGAGAGAGGGACAUGGAGUGAAGAUGUGCUAUUCCAAGUUCAACUGCCAAUUAUGUGGGAAGAAACACCAUUUAAUGUUGUGUAGAACAUUGUCACCAGAACCCAAUUCUUCCUUUGUCCAUACAGAUGUUAAAGUUCGAGAAUCAGUGAUACAACACGAAGAAGCUCUGGCUAACUUGUCUAAAUCUUCCAAUGUUUUCCUACAAACUUUAACCAUUCUUGUGAGAGGAGAAACUACUAAAUGUAAAGCUCGAAUCAUCAUUGAUUCUGGAUCUCAGCGGUCGUAUAUUCUGAAAAAAACAGCUGAAGAAAUGAAUUACAAGGCCAAAAGGAGAGAGUAUUUACAACACGCACUGUUCGGUGGUUCCAAUGCAUCAACCUGCCAACAUGAUGCGUAUAUGAUAUAUUUGUCAAGUGUAUGA
Molecule: messenger RNA, 873 nt
Organism: Argiope bruennichi
Lineage: Eukaryota; Metazoa; Arthropoda; Arachnida; Araneae; Araneidae
Exons: 1
Coding region: 1-873 (290 amino acids)
Source: RefSeq, a predicted model, not a curated record